This is a messenger RNA of Tetrahymena thermophila SB210, 4419 nucleotides long. RefSeq lists its product as hypothetical. Lineage: Eukaryota; Ciliophora; Oligohymenophorea; Hymenostomatida; Tetrahymenidae. The transcript has a single exon. The record is from RefSeq and is a predicted model, not a curated record.
AUGAACUCAAUAAGUGCUUUUAUAAAGCUUCAUUAAAAUAAAAACCAUUUUUCUAUAACACCAAGUUUUUAAGAUAUCACAAAAUAUGAUGAGUUACAAAAAAUCUUGAGCUAAUAAAAUGAAUUUAUGAUUAAAAUUAAUUCUUGUUAAAAUUUUGGGCUAGAAGGAUAUCAAUCUUUAGAAAAUUUAAACUAAGCUUUCGAUUGCUUCUUGAAUUUAAAUAAAAUUUCAAUAUUUGUUGGGUCAAAUAAUCUGAUAAAUGGAGAAAAAUUAAAUCUAAUUACAAAUGGAUUAUCACAUUUAAUUUAUCUCUAAGAGUUAAAUUUAUUCAUAGGUGACCAUAAUUUAAUUCAUUCAGAAGGUGCUGUAUAAAUAGGCAGAUCUCUAGGACUCUUGAAGAGCUUAUAAAGAUUAACAUUAAAUAUUUAAUAUGCAAAUUAGAUUGGGUAAAUUGGAGCUUAAGGAAUAGCAGAUGGGUUGCAGAAUUUGAAUAUCCUCCAAGAGCUGAAUUUGUUCAUUGGUUAUGAUAAUAUCAUCUAGUAAGAAGGUAUGUAAAGUAUUAGCAGGUCUAUAAAACUCUUAACUAGCCUUUAAAAGUUAUUUUUAUCAAUUAGUUCAAAUAACUGCAUCCAAUAAAUAGGAGCUUCUUCUUUAGGUGACGCACUUUAAUCUUUAGUUAAUCUUAAAGAAUUAAAGCUGUAAUUUGGCUCAAAAAAUUUUAUUGGAUAGGAAGGAACAGUAAAGAUAGGCGAAUCACUUUCUAAAUUAGUCAAUUUAUAGAACUUAAAUUUAUCUUUUGGUUCUUAUAAUAAUUUAACAAGUAUUGGUUUAGGUUCAAUUGGAAAAUCUUUAAGUAACUUAAAAAAACUUCAAAAGUUAAGUAUAACUAUAUUAUCUAAUAACAAUCUUUUACCAUAAGAUGACUUUAAACUAAGUUUUGAAUUUAAGAAUUUAAUUAAUCUUGAUGAUCUAUCUUUAACAAUAGAUUCUGAUAAUCAUCUCGGACACUAAGGUGCUUAAGCUAUAGGAUUAGGAUUUAAAAGCUUAGUAAAUCUUAAAAAACUAUACCUUUAUAUAGGUAAAAACAAUUUUAUUAAUGCUGAAGGUGCUACUUGGAUCGGAGAAGGAUUAAAAUAUAUGUAAAAUCUUAGAUAUCUCAAAUUUUACAUUGGUAAAAAUAAUAGCAUUUCUAGCGAAGGAACUUUAGGGUUAUUUGAAGGAAUUUAAAAUAUGGAAAACCUCUUAGACUUAAGAGUAACUAUUGUUUCAAAUUACAUUAAACCUAAAGGAUGCUAAAGUAUAGCCAAGUCUUUUAAGAAAUUAUAAAAUCUCAAAAAUCUUAAUUUAAUAUUAGAUUUUGACAAUUAUUUAUUUAAAGACGGAACAAUAGCUAUUGGAGAAGGCUUAGGAUACUUAAUUAAUUUAGAAUCUUUGUAUCUUCUUAUAGGUUCUAAUAAUAACAUAAAAUGGCAUGGUUGUAUAGGCCUUUCUGAAGGACUAAAAAAUCUGAGAAACUUAACAAAGCUUACGUUAAUCAUAAAUUAAUAUAACAAUAUAACUUGGGAAGGAGCAUAAGAAUUAGCAGAUGCAUUGAAACAGUUAUAAAGGCUUUAAUAUUUAACUAUUUCAAUAGAAAACGAUAAUAUCAUAAGCUCUAGAGGGGCUAAUGAAAUAGGUAGCUCGUUAAAGAAUAUGAAAGAUCUCAUAUCUCUUUCAAUCAAUAUUGGUAAAUCAAAUCGUAUUCUGUGUUAAGGACUUUAAGGUUUGGCAGAUAGUUUUUAAUAUCUGAAAAAACUCAAUUAUUUAAAUUUAUGUUUAGGCUUUGGAAAUAAUGUUCAAGCUGAUGGGAUUAAAUUGCUUUCAGAAGGAUUAGUGAAACUAAUAAAUCUGACUCACCUUUCAUUAGAUUUUGGGAGAAAUGAAAUUGGAUAAGAAGGCCUUUGUAGCUUAUUCAAAUCUAUUAGAAGCUUGAAAAAUCUAUAGAAAUUAAUUAUUGAAAAUAUAUAAGAAAAUAUUCUAUUUACCUCAGGAGAAGAUAUACAAUAAGGUCUUUCACAAUUGGUAAAUCUAAAGUAAUUAUAACUAUCAGUAGCAUAGAGCCUCUAACAAUAAGUUUAUAAUCCCAACUAAUUUUUUGGAAACGGAAUUAUGUUUUUGAAAAGUCUUUAGAAGCUUCAGUUAGUUUUAGGUCAUGAUAACAUUCUUGGCAGUGAAGCAGCAAUUAGCUUAGGAUAAGGUCUUGGGCAUCUUAUAUAAUUGAUAGAAUUGGUUUUACAUGUUUAACAAAAAAAUACUAUUCUCCCUGAAGGAUCUCAGGCAAUAGGAGAUGGUCUAUGCUGCUUAGAAAACUUAAGAAAUUUAGAUGUUAUAAUUAAUGAUGGAAAUCAGUUAGGAGACUCAGGUAUUAAAGGUUUAUCAAGAGGUUUUACAGGCUUGAAAAACCUUACGAAUUUAAGUUUUAUAAUUAACGGAUAUAAUUCGGUUUUUGAAAAUGGUGCAUAUGGAUUCGGCUAAAAUUUGAAAAAUCUCAAAAAAUUAAGAACUUUAAUUUUAGAUUUUGGAAGAGGAAAUAAAAUAAAAGAUUACGGAGCUAGAGGACUUGGAGAAGGGCUUAUGAACUUAAAUAUGCUGAUAGACUUAAAUCUUACUAUUGGGUUUGACAAUUAGAUAGGUUAUUUAGGAGCUUAAUGGUUAGCUGAGGGGAUUUCUUGUCUCACAUAGAUUUAAAAUUUAAAGCUAAUUAUCGAUAAUUCAAACUAUAUAAGUUGUUAAGGAGCCAUAGCAAUAGGAGCUUCUUUUAAAAAUUUGCAAAAUCUCUACUCAUUAGAGUUAAUAAUUAAUUCUCAAAAUUACCUCCUAACUAAAGGAACCUAAGGAAUAAGUGAAGGUAUUUCAUCAUUAAAGAACCUGGCCUAUUUAGAUUUAAAAAUUAGUCAAAUCAAAACUAUUUAUUAAGAUUAUAGCUAAUGGGAAUAACCCUAAGAUUUUGAUCAUGUAAUAGAUUUUACAUAAGAAAAUUAGAUUGGGUCAGAAGGAGCUAUUGCUAUAGGGAACUCUUUGGCACAUUUAAAUAAUUUAAUUUGGUUAAAUAUUGAAAUAAAUAAUCCUAAUAACGUUACUAAUUAGGAUAUUGAUUCUAUUUUAAGCAAUGUUAAUAAAUUAGGAAAUCUCUCAUUUUUCAAUUUCAAAAACUAAUAAAAAACUCUUCAUUUUAAAAAACCAUCUAGUAGUUUAGCAAGUUAUAUCCCAAAAUAAAUAAAUACAAUUAAGCAGGAUUGUAUAGUUUAAGCUGAAAAUUAAAUUUCACUGUAAGAACAACAUUUUGAAGGGUUUAAUUAAUUUUUAGAAUAAUCACAAAAUAUAAGUUACUUUUAACUGAAUGGCUUUAUUUCAAGUUGCGAUAUAUCUUUCGCUAAGUGGUUUUUUGAAAAUGAAUAAAAAAAACUACAAUUUUUAGAGCCUUACAACAAACUUUUUGAAGAAUACUGGCUUAAAAUUACAGAUAAAUAAGAUAAAAAAAGCAUCACACACCUAAUGUGUAGUUUAAAUUUCAGUUAAAUUGAUAAUAUGAUUCAAUUAGAUAAUCAAAAUAAUAACAUUUUUUAUUUUUUAGAUAUGCUACCUUCAUUUUAAAAUUUAAUUGAACUACAGAUAUCUUCAAAUUUGAAUUAAUUAAAUAAGAACUUGCAAAACGUACUUAAAAUAAUAUAAAAUCUAACAAACCUAGCAGUUUUAAACUUGAGUUUACACACUAAUUAAUAUGAUGACGGAGAAUUGGACUUUACAGGGUUGAGCAACUUAAAAAAGUUGACUAACCUGAAAUUAUAUUUUAUUCUAUUAUAAAGUUAAGAUUAAGAAAAUUUAUAUUAAGAACUAAAGAAAAUAAAAUAAUUAAUUAGUCUUAAAGUUAUUAUUUUGAACUUUCAUAAAACAAAUGUUUUGAAUCUCAUUUAAGAAUUAGAGUUUUUAAAAUCGGGAUAAACCAAAUUCAAUGAAUACUCUAAUAUAAGUUUUUAGAGAGAUGGAGUUUAUUUAAAUGGAUAAUAUACCACUCAGCUUACUAAAUUAAACAUUGAAAAUUGGUCACAAGGUUAAUAAUUUUUAUCAAAUAACAUGUUUGAAUGUUUUAAGUAUCUAACUCAUUUAAAAAUUUCUUUCGAUUAUUAGUUUCCUAAACAAAACUUAGAAGAUUUCACAAGUAAUAUUCAGGGACUUAAAAGUUUGUAGGAUUUAUAAUUUUCUUUCCAAAUUCAAGCAUAAGGUGGUGAGUUAGAAGAUAGAAUAUUCAUUUUAACAUAAGCUAUAAAAAAUCUUACGAAUUUAAGAAAAUUAAAAUUCUCGUUCAAUGAAUCUGAAGAUGAAAAAAAUUUAAAAAUGUAAGUUUAUAGGAAAAAUAUUAGGAUUAUAACUGUGAAUUGA